Molecule: messenger RNA, 3080 nt
Organism: Aphis gossypii (cotton aphid)
Lineage: Eukaryota; Metazoa; Arthropoda; Insecta; Hemiptera; Aphididae
Gene: in
Product: protein inturned
Exons: 19
Coding region: 198-2717 (839 amino acids)
Biological process (GO): nervous system development; establishment of planar polarity; cilium assembly
Cellular component (GO): cytoplasm; cilium
Molecular function (GO): protein binding
Source: RefSeq, a predicted model, not a curated record
UGUUCGUAGUUUCGUACGAAGUAGUAUAGCCUACCAUAGUACAAUACAUUACUAUUUAAUACCUACUAAUUACAAUUUACAACUCGAUUCCUUAAAUUUGUCAUAUUAUUUUUAUUUAUUAUGCUCAUAUUAUAGUCAUAUUGUUUAUAUUUUUUAGUUUACCACUGUUGAAGUCUCCAUUAGUAUUUUUUUUUAAUAUGAAUGAAAAUAAUGUUUUUGGCAAAUCUUUCAAAACAUACUUAAGUGAUACUGAUAGUUCUUCAACACAUUCAUCUUGUGAAUGUAACGAUGUCAACUCAAAUGUUUCGGAUUUUGAAUGGGAAAAUGAAAUAACUGACCAGGGAGAACUAUUUUAUGUUAAAUGUUCACCACGAAAACAGACAAAAUAUACCAAACACAACAAGAUUGAAUCAAAUGAUGUUCCAAAAAAGACCAAAACCGCAGCAGGGAAAUUAGUUAAGCUUUUGAAACGUAAAAAAAGGGGUAGAGAUAGAAAUGAUGGUUCUAAACAUACUGGAAAUUCUAACAAAGUCACUUUUUUGGACACACAAGAAGGAGAGGUGAGAGAAGUUACAGUUGAAGUUGAAAAUGAUAGUUAUAGUAAUCUUGGGAGAAGAGCUACAUUGACUGAAAAGCUACUGGGCUUAUCAACAACAGUUUUUGAAGACGGUUUGCGUAUAAUGGUAGCAUCAAUUAUUCCAAAUACUCCUGUUGAUAACCAGAGAUCUAUAAAAAUAGGAGAUUGGCUUAAAAUUAUUAAUGGAGAAAUUGUCACAGCUAAAACUUUGGAUCAAAUUCUAUCAAACAUAACUCCACCAACUACAGUUACGGUAGUUGUUCAAAGAGUUGCAGUUAGCUUAGUUGGUGAUGAUAAACAUAAUAACCAACAGUUAUCAAGUUAUUUAUCUUUGAAGACUAUUAAUGAUGAAUUUGUAUCGGAACUUGCUAAAUAUCCUGUAGCUGUCAUGUACCUCAUGUCUGAAAAUUCAAAUACUAUUUAUGUGUAUCCUGGACCAUUAUCUAUAUUUAAUCAAAUUAAAGGAGCUUUUCAAACUAUUAGCCAUAUUGUUCCACAGAUUGUCAAAAACCAGACUAAAAGUACAUCAAUGAUAUGUGAUGAUCAACUAGUUCAUUCAAUAUUUUUAUUUGAAGGGCAAGGAACGUUUAUUUUUAUUGCUCCAGAUUCAAAGUUAAAUUUAACCUAUGCUAAUUGGAUGGCUUCUAACAUAGUAAGAAAUUUAUAUUUCUGCUAUGAAAAUUUAAAUAGUUGCUUUUCAAAUGAGGAUAAUCAUUGCUCAUUAGAUAAAUACUUUACAAUCAUAUUCUCGGAGUUAUAUGAUAUCAAUAUGUUUCACAAUAUAGAAAAUUCUCACAACCUUGAAAAAUAUUUACCUGCCUCUAAAAGUAUUCCUUUGCCAAGAAGUAUUCAAAUGGAACUUGAUGAUAUAUUAAAUGAAUUUGAGGCCAAUUAUGUAUGUGAAGACACCAGAGAACCAAGACCAUAUUUGAUUAUUGGUACAUCAAUUUAUUACAAGGAAUACUUAUUGUCAUCUCACUUGAAUUGUGAAGAUCAUUUGGAUAUUCACAUGUUUUGCUUACAAAAUGGUUUGUUUCAUCUGCUUAACUCAGAAUACUUGGAGCGUUUAAUAAUAUUUAGAAGAGUAUAUCCUUCGUCAAUUAGAUCAAAUAGUACAUUUGUUGGCUCUGUGUACACGCUACCAAAAGCUAAAUGGUAUUUAUUGAUAGUCGGACGUGGAAAUAAUCUUAUGGCGACACUCCUUGAAGUUGGUCCUUGUUGUCUAAACAAUGAAGUUUUUGAUGGACCCAAUGUUGAAUAUGUUGAAGAAGCUGAAGAUACGUUAGAAAGUAUUCUGAAUAUGAAUGUUGAUGAAGUUGCAGAAAAAUGGAUUGAAGGUAAUAUAAUGCAAAUAAACCAAAUGGAAAACAUAAAAAAUGCAGGAUUAAACAUGUCUGCGAAUAAUAAACAAUUAAGUGGUUUGCAAUUAAAAAAACCAGAAAUAAUUUCUAUAUUAAAACAUAAAAAUGACAUCACAUCAAAUCCACAGUUACUUAAUGAUUCUAGACAGUUGGAUUCAUGUUCAGAAACAAGUUUAACAAGUAGUGGAGCACCUAGCACAGAAGACAGCAUGUAUGUACAAGGACCAGUGUUUGGUCGUCGAGCUGAACGCAUGAUGAAAGCUUCAUCAAUUGAGUGGUCUGAUAAUUCUGAAGAUGAAUAUACCGUUUCAGAUGGUUCACGGUCAAUAGAUAUGACAGAUAUUACAAAGAAUUUGCCUGUAUUACCAAAUAAAUUUGGUUUAGGCAAAUUAUGUAUGCUAUUUCGUUAUCUUGAUAUAAACUGUCAUACUGGUGUUAUGCUAUGUUCACCAUCAAUAUACAAUGAAGAUAAUUUAAAAACCAAAGAUAUAUUCAAAACUAUUGAUGACAAAUUUAAUUCAACUGUUACUAUAAUACGAGAUUUAUUUGAUGAUUCAAAUCAGGAUGAAAACAAAAUAAAUGAGAUAGGGGUUUUAUUUCAAAUACUUUCAUCAAACACAGAUUCUCCAAAAAAAUCAUCUAUGAUAAAAUUCUGGGUAAUGGGGAGAUUAAUCAAAGAACCAAAUAAACGAGAGUUAUAUGUUUGUCAUGAAGAAGGGAUACCUCAAAAUAUGGUUGAAAUUGCAUUUAAAUUGUGUACAAAUUAUGCAACUGGAUAGAAACAAAUUAUGUUAUAAAAUAAAUAUUUAUAAAUAAAAUUAUUAUUAUGUUAUGUACUAUGGGUGGUCAACAUAAACAUGUUCGCGAGCCACAUAGACAAAUACAAUUAUGCGAAGAACCAAAAUGUUAAUAAAUACAUUAUAUAUAAUUUAAUAAAUUUUUAUAAAUGAUUACCAAAAAUAUUAAAACUUAAGACAAUAGUAAGUAAAUUUUGAUUGUAAAAAUAAGACGCGAGCCCUAUCUGACUAUGAUGAGAGCCGCAAGUAGGCCACCCCUAUUACGUAUUAUUAUUAUAUUAAAUUGAAUUAUAAUAAAUUUGUGUUAUUUGUGGUCAAGUAGACAGUGGUUAUGUGAAUAAUAAA